CAUCCGCGUCACCUUGGUUACCGGUGAGUGCCUGCCAACCUGUUGUACACCUGCGUCAUCCCAGCUCCAAUUGAGUCUCUGCUUGCUUCCCUGGCGCGCGCUUCCUGCGUUCCUUUUCUACCCUCAAUUCGCCGCCCCGAUAGAUAGCUGCACUCGCGCUGCCCGUCUUCCUCAGCAACUGACAUCGCCGCGAUACAGCAUCUUCAGACUACCAUUUUGCACCAUGUCCGACUUCCCACAGGGCCAGCGGGACAACGCCGACCGUCCUGCCCGCGAUGUGAAGAAUCACUUGCUGUUCGAGAUCGCAACCGAGGUUGCCCAUCGAGUUGGCGGAAUCUACUCAGUCCUCAAGUCCAAGGCGCCUGUGACGACGGCCGAAUAUGGUGACCGCUACACCCUCAUCGGUCCCCUGAACCACAAUUCGGCCGCAGUCGAGGUUGAGGAGUUGGAGCCCACGAACCCCGAGCUUGCUACUACGAUUCAGUCUAUGAGAGACCGUGGCAUUGGCAUUCUCUACGGCCGAUGGCUCAUUGACGGUGCCCCGCGAGUCUUGCUCUUCGACACCAAGACAGCCUACCACUACAUGGAUGAGUGGAAGGCGGAUCUGUGGAACGUCGCUAGCAUUCCCUCGCCGCCCAACGACGACGAGACGAAUGAGGCAGUCAUUUUUGGAUACGUCGUCGCGUGGUUCUUGGGAGAAUUUGUCUGUCACGAGAAGAAGAAGGCCGUUAUUGCGCAUUUCCACGAAUGGCUUGCCGGUGUCGCUCUUCCCCUCACCAAAAAGCGUCGUAUCGAUGUGACGACCAUCUUCACCACUCAUGCAACCCUGUUGGGAAGAUACCUCUGCGCAGGUUCUGUCGACUUCUACAAUAACCUGCAGUGGUUCGAUGUUGAUGCCGAGGCCGGAAAGCGUGGCAUCUACCACCGCUACUGCAUCGAGCGCGCUGCCGCCCACUCUUGCGAUGUCUUCACCACUGUUUCACACAUCACCGCCUACGAGAGCGAGCAUCUGCUCAAGCGCAAGCCAGACGGUGUUCUCCCCAACGGGCUGAACGUCACCAAGUUUUCUGCGAUGCACGAGUUCCAGAACCUGCACCAGCAGGCCAAGGAAAAGAUCCACGAUUUCGUCCGUGGGCACUUCUACGGCCACUACGACUUUGACCCCGAGAACACUCUCUACUUCUUCACUGCCGGCCGCUACGAGUUCAGGAAUAAGGGUGUCGACAUGUUUAUCGAGUCUCUGGCCCGAUUGAACCAUCGCCUCAAGUCUGCCGGCAGCAAGAUCACCGUCGUCGCCUUCGUCAUCAUGCCGGCCCAGACCACGUCACUGACAGUCGAGGCUCUCAAGGGCCAGGCCGUCAUCAAGUCGCUGCGGGACACUGUCGACGUCAUCGAGAAGGGCAUUGGACGUCGCAUCUUUGAGCGCUCGCUCAAGUGGCACGAUGGCGACCCGAUGCCCGAUGACAAGGAGCUCAUUAGCGCCCAGGAUCGCGUCCUCAUCCGGAGACGGUUGUUCGCGAUGAAGCGCCACGGCCUCCCCCCCAUUGUUACCCACAACAUGCUCAACGAUAGCGAGGACCCCGUUCUCAACCAAAUCAGGCGCGUCCAGCUCUUCAACCACCCCUCAGACCGCGUCAAGAUCGUCUUCCACCCAGAGUUCCUGAACUCGGCCAACCCUGUCUUGCCUCUGGACUACGACGAGUUCGUGCGUGGUACGCAUAUGGGCAUCUUCGCGUCGUACUACGAGCCAUGGGGCUACACCCCUGCCGAGUGCACCGUCAUGGGCGUCCCUAGCAUCACAACCAACUUGUCCGGCUUUGGAUGUUACAUGGAGGAGCUGAUUGAGAAUUCGAGCGACUACGGUAUCUACAUUGUCGACCGCAGGACCAAAGGGGUCGACGACUCGGUCAACCAACUUACGACACACAUGUUUGACUUUUGCCAAAAGAGCCGCCGUCAGCGCAUCAACCAGCGCAACCGUACUGAGCGCCUCAGCGACCUGUUGGACUGGAAGAGGAUGGGCAUGGAAUACGUCAAGGCUCGCCAGCUGGCGCUAAGACGGGCCUACCCGGGCUCCUUCAGCGGCGAGGAGGAGGAGGAGGACUUCAUCCCCGGCGUGGAGCAGAAGAUCUCGCGACCCUUCUCGGUGCCCGGAUCUCCGCGCGACCGCACUGGCAUGAUGACCCCCGGCGACUUUGCCAGCUUGCAAGAAGGGAGGGAGGGGCUGAACACGGAGGACUACGUCGCUUGGAAGUUGCCUGAAGAGGAAGACCCCGAUGAAUACCCCUUCCCGCUUACCCUCCGCGCCAAGCGCCCCUCGGGCCCAGCGAGCCCUCUGGACGGAGUGCAGCUGAACGGCAACUAAGAGCGAUGGCCUACCGCCCCGUAGCACACGAAGCGCAAACUGUUGUGGGCCAAGUGUGCCUUAAAAGACAAGCGACAGCAGAUGGUGGAACAUGUACAAAAUGCUAUCGGAUACUCGCUGGCUAUUGCUCCCGGACUACCAGGUCGUCUUCGGUCAUGGACCAGUCGCGAUUCACAAUUUUAUAUAGGGAUAUGGAUGGAUGUAAUGGGUUAUGGAGAGAUUGAGCAAGGCAACCAACGACGAGGGUGGGACUGCAUGGGUGAACAUGGACAUGUACGAGCAGAGUACCUAGCAUACUUGAAUGAGCAUUAGAUUGGUUCCCGGA
Molecule: messenger RNA, 2690 nt
Organism: Colletotrichum navitas
Lineage: Eukaryota; Fungi; Ascomycota; Sordariomycetes; Glomerellales; Glomerellaceae
Product: glycogen synthase
Exons: 5
Coding region: 224-2365 (713 amino acids)
Biological process (GO): glycogen biosynthetic process
Cellular component (GO): cytoplasm
Molecular function (GO): alpha-1,4-glucan glucosyltransferase (UDP-glucose donor) activity
Source: RefSeq, a predicted model, not a curated record